GACUUGAAUGAUGAUGAGAAGAGGAAGCACGAUUUAGCAAGGCUUCGAUUUGUGGGUGUCAGAUAGAUUGAGGAGCUUUUUCCGCCGAUCUCGCUUCCCCCACGAUGAGUUCCAAUACGGCAUCGUCGAGUGCCGGAUCGGGAGAUUCUUCCGCUGCCAGGAAGAAUUCGAAGCGGCCAAAGUAUUCCAAGUUCACACAGCAGGAGCUUCCAGCUUGCAAGCCCAUUCUCACGCCUGGCUGGGUGAUUUCGACAUUUUUGAUAGUCAGUGUGAUCUUUAUCCCCCUUGGAGUUAUCUCUCUUUUCGCUUCCCAGGAUGUUGUGGAGAUCGUUGAUCGCUACGAUAAUGAUUGCAUUCCUGCCCCUGCUAGGACUAACAAAGUUGCAUUUAUUCAAGGAGAUUCACCUAAAGCUUGUAACCGAACUCUAACAGUGACAAAGCGUAUGAAGCAGCCUAUCUAUGUUUACUACCAGCUUGACAACUUCUACCAGAAUCACCGAAGGUAUGUGAAAAGCCGAAGUGAUUCACAGCUGAGAAGUCCAAAAUUUGAGAAUCAGAUUAGCGCAUGCAAGCCUGAGGAUGAUGUUGGUGGCCAGCCGAUUGUGCCAUGUGGUCUCAUUGCUUGGAGUCUUUUUAAUGAUACAUACACUUUAUCAAGAAAUAAUACACCCCUAGCUGUCAACAAAAAAGGCAUUGCCUGGAAGAGCGACAAGGAGCACAAGUUUGGCAACAAGGUCUUCCCCAAGAAUUUUCAAAAGGGGAAUCUCACAGGUGGUGCCACUCUAAAUCCAGAUAUACCGCUUAGUGAACAAGAAGAUCUCAUCGUGUGGAUGAGAACUGCAGCAUUGCCAACAUUUAGAAAACUGUACGGAAAGAUUGAGACCGACCUUGAGAAUGGUGACACCAUACAGGUUACGCUGCAGAACAACUAUAACACUUACAGUUUUAGUGGGAAGAAGAAGCUUGUUUUGUCGACAACCAGCUGGCUGGGUGGGAAGAACGAUUUCCUCGGCAUUGCUUACCUGACAGUUGGUGGGAUCUGCUUCUUUUUGGCCCUCGCAUUUACCAUCAUGUACCUUGUGAAACCCAGGCGACUUGGGGAUCCGUCCUACCUGUCAUGGAAUAGAAAUCCCGGAGGAGGUCGUUAACAAGCUUGGAGAGGGAGUGAGCUCUGCUCUGCUCUGCGUGUGUAAAUCUUGUCUGUCCAUGUAUACAUACACUACUUUGAAAUCCUUGCUUGCGAAAUGCUUGAAUCCUCCUCAUAUUUAUUACUUUGUUGCUGUUCCAAACUUUACUUUUGUCCCAACAAACCUCUCUUCUGUUAUUUCCUUAAACCAUUCACAGA
This is a messenger RNA of Raphanus sativus (radish), 1345 nucleotides long. Its product is annotated as ALA-interacting subunit 3. Bases 105 to 1148 code for a protein of 347 amino acids. The transcript is spliced from 8 exons. Gene Ontology annotation, cellular component: endoplasmic reticulum; Golgi apparatus; plasma membrane. The record is from RefSeq and is a predicted model, not a curated record. Lineage: Eukaryota; Viridiplantae; Streptophyta; Magnoliopsida; Brassicales; Brassicaceae.